Messenger RNA from Cyprinodon tularosa, 847 nucleotides. Its product is annotated as histone H3.3. Bases 165 to 620 code for a protein of 151 amino acids. The transcript has 5 exons. NCBI's taxonomy places the organism in Eukaryota, Metazoa, Chordata, Actinopteri, Cyprinodontiformes, Cyprinodontidae. The record is from RefSeq and is a predicted model, not a curated record. Gene Ontology annotation, molecular function: DNA binding; protein heterodimerization activity; structural constituent of chromatin. Gene Ontology annotation, cellular component: nucleosome.
GGGGAGCGAACUAACCUGAUUGGUCGAGCGGGGAGCGAAGCAUUGUUUGAAUCUGUGUUUUUUCAUCCGGACCAAACGGCAGCAGCUCCAAGGCUGAAGCUUCUCCUCUCCUGCUUUCUGUGAGAUUCUUCUUCUUCUCCUCUCCUGUGUGUGGAUCAGACAGCAUGACUCGUCCUUCAGCUGUGAGCCGCAGAAAGGCCAAAGCCCCCGUCCAUCGGCCCCCGCUGCCGACCCCCGGCGCUUCCACAUCCACUCGAAAAUCCCCUAGGAAAAGUGGAGCCCCACCUGAAGCGUCAAGGCAGUCUUUAGCGUCUCCCAAGAAGAGAAGGUUCCGACCGGGAACCAGGGCCCUGAUGGAGAUCCGCAAGUACCAGAAGAGCACAGAUAUGCUCAUCCUAAAGGCGCCAUUUUCCCGCCUGGUUCGGGAGGUGUGUCAGGGGUUUGCAGUUGAUCUUCGAUGGCAGGUGUACGCUCUCAUGGCCCUACAGGAGGCUGCAGAGGCAUUCCUCGUCAUGCUGCUGUCCGAUGCCUACCUGUGCGCCAUCCACGCCAAGAGGGUCACACUGUUCAAGCGGGACAUUCAGCUGGCAAGGAGGAUCCGAGGGGUCAAUGUCCUAUAAGACACUGCAGGGAGAAGCCCAGAAGGAGCCGGAAUCCCCCACCUGUCCCCCACCUGUUCUGGGCGGGGCCAAGUUUGAACUGUUUGUUCUCUGAAUGUUGUCUCUUCAUUUCUGCAGAAGUACAGCAGGAAAGUUUCUAGCCUAUUUGAAUUGUAUGUUAAAUGUGUCAUUAAUAUGGCUUUGAUUAUGUACAUUUUAUUUUUUAAUAAAGUAAACUUUCUCUAUAA